Molecule: messenger RNA, 1596 nt
Organism: Ophidiomyces ophidiicola
Lineage: Eukaryota; Fungi; Ascomycota; Eurotiomycetes; Onygenales; Onygenaceae
Exons: 4
Coding region: 1-1596 (531 amino acids)
Biological process (GO): amino acid biosynthetic process
Molecular function (GO): aspartate kinase activity
Source: RefSeq, a predicted model, not a curated record
AUGACCGAGCACCAGCCUAAUGGAGUCGCUUGUGAUGGCCAGAUAAUACUCUCCCCUGAGAGCGUGCCUGGCUGUCCUUCCUCCGACUGGGUGGUACAGAAAUUCGGAGGAACCAGCGUCGGCAAAUUUGCGCUGGAGAUUGUUGACAAUGUCAUCCAGCCGAGCAUCGAGGAACAUCGUGUGGCAGUCGUCUGUUCUGCUAGGAGUAGCUCGUCCAAAGCUGAUGGCACCACCAAUCGGCUACUACGUGCGGCGCGGGAAGCAGAAAACCCCCGAUCAUCCAACUACCUCUCCCUCAUUAAUGCUGUGAAGCAAGAACACAUCGAUGUGGCGGGCGAAUACAUACAAAACCCAGAUUUAAGAGCCGAAUUGGUAUCGCAGAUCCAGGACGAGUGUCUACGGAUUCUCAAAAUUUUGGACGCGGCUCAGACCCUAGGAGAGAUUAGUUGUCGAUGUGUCGACAUGGUGAUUAGUGCUGGAGAGAAGCUGAGCUGCCGCUUUAUGACUACAUUGCUCCAAGACCGGGGUGUGGAUUCGCAAUACAUUGACCUCUCUGAUGUUGUUGACUUUGCUGCCGGAAUUCAAGCACUGGACCAAGAUUUCUAUGACCGCUUAGCUGAUCUCUUUGGGAAAAAGGUCCGUGGAUGCCCCGCUAAAGUACCUGUUGUAACGGGAUAUUUUGGUGCUGUUCCUGGCGGCUUGUUGGAUAAAAUCGGGCGUGGCUAUACAGAUCUCUGUGCUGCCCUUGUAGCAGUUGGAGUCGGGGCACACGAGCUACAGGUGUGGAAGGAAGUUGAUGGCAUAUUCACAGCUGACCCACGAAAAGUACCUACUGCGCGCUUGCUGCCCGUGAUUACGCCUGCAGAAGCCGCAGAAUUAACUUUCUAUGGCUCUGAGGUCAUCCACCCUUUCACCAUGGAGCAGGUGAUCCGAGCUAAAAUUCCUAUCCGCAUAAAAAAUGUUAUGAAACCGAAUGGGAAGGGUACGGUCAUCUUUCCGGAUUCCACUUCAGAGUUGGAGAAGACAACGCCUGGCCAUGAGCCAAAAUUCUUCCGUACACGGGGGCCUCAAUUUGUAGCUCAACAUCCAGGGCCCAAACGGCCGACUGCAGUGACGGCAAAGCACAAGAUUCUUGUCAUCAACGUACAUUCCAACAAGCGAUCUCUGUCCCAUGGUUUUUUUGCGGGCAUUUUUUCCGUACUUGACAAAUGGCGCUUGUCGAUUGACUUGAUAUCCACUAGCGAAGUCCACGUCUCUCUUGCCCUUCAUUCUGAGAUUCCUUUGCUUAAUGGUGUUGGCCAUGAUGAGUACCAGAUCAUAGACGAGGACUUACGAGGUGCUAUCCAAGACCUUCGGAAAUAUGGCACCGUCGAUAUCAUCCCAGAAAUGGCAAUUCUUAGCCUGGUGGGCAAACAAAUGAAGAACAUGGUAGGAGUAGCUGGACGAAUGUUUACCGUUCUAGGAGAGCAUAACGUCAACAUUGAAAUGAUCUCUCAAGGUGCUAGUGAAAUCAACAUAUCGUGCGUUAUUGAAGAACGAGAUGCCGAUCGUGCGAUCAACAUCCUUCAUACGAACCUCUUUACCUUUUUGGACUAA